Molecule: messenger RNA, 1926 nt
Organism: Caenorhabditis remanei
Lineage: Eukaryota; Metazoa; Nematoda; Chromadorea; Rhabditida; Rhabditidae
Exons: 8
Coding region: 1-1926 (641 amino acids)
Cellular component (GO): nucleus; ribonucleoprotein complex
Molecular function (GO): mRNA binding
Source: RefSeq, a predicted model, not a curated record
AUGAGUGAGGAAGUCAAACAAGAAGUCAAACAGGAGGCGGAAGAGGUGAAGGUUGCCGCUGCCGUCGCAGAAGCAAAAACUGAAGAGGUUGCUCCGGCUCCCGAAGAGACACCAACUGAUACUGCUGUAGCUACAACUGAAAUCACCACCGACGCCACUGCUGAAACCGCUACUAAUGGAGCCAAACCAGCUGAAAAUGGAAGCUCCGGCGAACCAAGUAAAUAUGCCGACACGGAGAACUACAAAAAGUUGAUUGGUUUGAAAAUGAAGCCAGCCAUUGCCGACGUUGUCUGUGAAAUAUAUGAGUCAGGCUUACUCUCCCCGGAAGAUCUUGACGAUCGAGCUGUCGACAUCAUAAACUCGGUCAACCUUGAACAGGCCAAAUUCAUUUUCUCCGAAAUUAAAAGUUCGGAGUUGUUCGGUGUGACUACCAAAUCUCUCUACGUCACAUCGCUGAUUCGCUCAUUCAAAGAUCGUUGUCGUCAACAGGGAGCCAAUGCAGUGACUUCUGGAAAACUAAUCAAUGGACCCGAAUUGGAGUCAUUGAAGAAGAUGCUCGAAGACACCGGUUAUCAACUGGAAGUCACGAUCGGUCAGAGAAAAGUUGGCGGUCCACCACCAGAUUGGGACGGACCUAUCACAGGGCCAGCUGGUUCAGGGCACGAGAUCUACGUCGGCCACAUCCCAACUGACCUCUUUGAGGACACCCUCGUUCCACUUUUUGCCGAAUCCGGUAAGAUCUGGGAUUUCCGUCUGAUGAUGGAUCCAAUGACCGGUGCCUCUCGUGGAUACGCCUUCGUUACCUAUUGUGAAAAAGAGCACGCAACAAAUGCUGCUAAGAAGUUUGACGGCCACGAAAUUUCGACUGGAAAACCACUCAAAGUGAACGUUUCGAUCGCUAACACUCGCCUUUUUCUGGGAAAUAUUCCGAAGACGAAAUCUAAAGACGAAAUUCUUGAAGAGCUCAAGUCUCAUGCAGAGGGCGUAACCGACGUUAUUGUCUAUUCGGUUCCUGAUAACGAGAAGAUACGUAAUCGUGGAUUCUGUUUCGUCGAUUUCAUCGAUCACAAAACUGCGUCGGAUAUCAAGAGAAAGAUUGCACAACACAAGAUCCGUCCAUUCAACGCGGAUGUGUACGUCGAUUGGGCUGAGCAGCAAGAAGAACCAGAUGAGGAUACGAUGUCUAAAGUGAAAGUGCUUUACAUUCGUAACAUCAAAGAGGCUGUAACCGAGGAAAAGUUGACUGAGUUGUUCAAAGAAUAUGCCAGUUUGGAUCGUGUUAAGAAAGUCAAAGACUACGCAUUCAUUCAUUUCAAUGAACGUGAUGAUUGCAUGAAAGCAAUGGAACAAUGGAAUGGAAAAGAGUUGGAGGGUACUGUUGUUGAAGCUUCCCUCGCUAAACCUCCACAAGAGAAGAAGAAGAAACCAGCAAUGCGUGGGCGUGGAUUCGGUGGAGGAUCCGGUGGUGGAAAUCAAGGAGGACGCGGUGGAAAUCAUCAUCGCGGAGGCGGUGGUGGAAAUUACGGAAAUCAUGGAAGCCAUGGGAACCAAGGAAAUCAAGGCGGAUACUAUCCUAAUCAGUACGGUUUCAACAACGGAUACGACAUGCCAAUGCCAUGGGGAGGAGGCUACGGUGGUGACAUGGGAUACGGAGGAUAUAACGGUGGUGGUUAUGGAGGUCCUGGAGCGUACGGAGAUUUCGGAGGAGGUUAUGGCGGGCCAGCAGGUUUUAAUGGAGGUGGAUUCAGAGGCGGGCCACGCGGAUCACCGAGAGGCGGUGGAUUCCGUGGGUCUCCUGGUCGCGGUGGAAUGGCAAACAGACGGGGACGCGGAAAACGGCCAGGAGACGGACGUGGAGGACCAGCAUCCAAGCGAGAUAAUGGAAAGCCAGAUUUCACCGCUGACGUCAACAUGAGCACCUUUUAA